Suillus bovinus is the source of this 1564-nucleotide messenger RNA. RefSeq names its product C-3 sterol dehydrogenase. Bases 1 to 1335 code for a protein of 444 amino acids. The record is from RefSeq and is a predicted model, not a curated record. Gene Ontology annotation, biological process: steroid biosynthetic process. Gene Ontology annotation, molecular function: 3-beta-hydroxy-Delta5-steroid dehydrogenase (NAD+) activity. NCBI's taxonomy places the organism in Eukaryota, Fungi, Basidiomycota, Agaricomycetes, Boletales, Suillaceae. The transcript is spliced from 4 exons.
AUGUCAGAACGAAAAGAGGUUUAUCUCGUUAUUGGUGGUAGCGGCUUUGUGGGCCGUCACAUCGUCGAGCACCUUCUAUCUCGUGGGGACGUCGUCUGUGUAUUCGACAUCGUCCAGCGACAUCACGAUGUUGACUUUUAUUCCGGGGAUAUUACGGACGAAUCCCAACUGCUUGAUGUAUUGAGAAAGACCGGUACGACUUGCAUAAUCCACACCGCUUCACCACCACACGGUGCCAAAGAUCCAAGCAUAUAUUAUAAAGUCAAUGUUGAUGGCUGCAAAGCUGUCAUCAGCGCAGCGCAGGCUGCCGGUGUGACAAAACUAGUCUACACAAGCAGUGCUGGUGUCGUUUUUGACGGCGGUGAUGUCAUCAACCUCGAUGAACGUGCUCCUUUCCCAGAGAAGCCAUUUGAUGCAUAUAACGACUCGAAAGCACAGGGAGAAAAACUCAUCCUCGAGGCCAAUGGCAAGGGUGGCCUAUUGACUGUUGCUCUACGACCUGCAGGCAUUUUUGGUGAGGGGGACCGUCAAAUGAUGGUGGGCCUCUACCAAGCCUAUCAGCGUGGACAAACUCACUUCCAAGUCGGAGACAACAAUAAUCUCUUCGACUACACCUACGUUGGUAAUCUCGCCAAAGCACAUCUAAUCGCUGCCGACAAGCUGUCCUCUCCCUCACUCCCUACAUCCUCGCAAGAGACCCUCACUAUCGACUCCCUUAAAGCUGAACUUCACCUUGACCGCGCCCUGCAGCCUAUCAGCGCAACAAUCGGAGUAAAGCGCGUUCCGACAUGCGAAGCACGCCCUCUAGGGCCAUACGUCACACUGCCACCUAAUGCCGCCGAAAUAGAGGCAGCGUUCACCGCUCCACGCGAUCCGCACACUCCUGCGCACCCUAUCAUACGCUCCCGAUUCGACCAAUUCUCUGAUAAUGCUAUUGACAUCGCAGAGAACUCGCCACUACAGGUUGCGGGGCAGGCGUUUUUCAUCACGAACGGCGAGCCAGUGUACUUCUGGGAUUUCAUGCGCCUUAUAUGGCUUGCGCUAGAUCCACCUUCAUCAAAGCUCCCGUCGGGCGCAUCGGAGCGGGCGCAGAAGCCUGUGUGGGUGAUACCUAGGGGUUUUGGAAUGGUGCUGGGCUUCCUUGCGGAGUGCUGGGCGUCCUUGAUCGGCAAAGAGGCUGGGUUCACGCGAUAUAGGGUUGGGUAUAGCUGCGCUACGAGGUACCACAAUAUCGAGAAAGCAAGGCGUGUGCUUGGCUAUGAACCGGAGGUUGGGCUGGAGGAGGGUGUUAGAAGAAUGGUGGAGUGGUUCAAGAAGGACAAUAAUCUUCCGUAAUGGCUUUAGAUGCCUGCUAUCUGUUUUGGAUCAACUACAUAAUUUCAUUGUGCACUUUGUUCAGAUACCCGCGCAUUUUGCUUCAUUUCCUACCUUAUUGAUAUGGACGAUGCACAGUUAUAUCUAUGCAUUCGUGGUCAAUGCCCUGUUUGGCUGGCUGCCAAUUCACCUACAAACUGUGUAUCGUAGCAGCAAUAUUUGUACUCGGGGAUUUCAUGGAAGUCUUACA